CAUGGGCCGGGCCCGGCGCUUCCAGUGGCCGCUGCUGCUGCUGUGGGCGGCCGCGGCGGGGCCAGGGGCAGGACAAGAAGUACAGACAGAGAAUGUGACAGUGGCUGAGGGUGGUGUGGCUGAGAUCACCUGCCGUCUGCACCAAUACGAUGGAUCUAUUGUUGUUAUCCAGAACCCAGCCCGGCAGACCCUCUUCUUCAAUGGCACUCGAGCCCUGAAGGACGAGCGCUUCCAGCUUGAAGAGUUCUCCCCACGCCGGGUGCGGAUCCGGCUCUCAGAUGCCCGCCUGGAGGAUGAGGGCGGCUACUUCUGCCAGCUCUACACAGAGGACACUCACCACCAGAUUGCCACGCUCACGGUGCUAGUGGCCCCGGAGAAUCCUGUGGUGGAGGUCCGGGAGCAGGCGGUGGAGGGCGGAGAGGUGGAGCUCAGCUGCCUGGUUCCUCGGUCGCGUCCCGCGGCGGUCCUGCGCUGGUACCGCGACCGCAAGGAGCUGAAAGGAGUGAGCAGCGGCCAGGAGAACGGCAAAGUCUGGAGUGUGGCGAGCACCGUGCGGUUCCGCGUGGACCGGAAGGACGACGGCGGCAUCGUCAUCUGCGAGGCGCAGAACCAGGCGCUGCCCUCGGGGCACAGCAAGCAGACGCAGUACGUGCUGGACGUGCAGUACUCCCCGACCGCCCGGAUCCACGCCUCCCAAGCCGUGGUGAGGGAGGGGGACACGCUGGUGCUGACGUGCGCCGUCACUGGCAACCCCAGGCCGAACCAGAUCCGCUGGAACCGGGGAAAUGAGUCUCUGCCUGAGAGGGCGGAGGCCGUCGGGGAGACACUCACGCUUCCGGGCCUGGUAUCCGCAGAUAACGGCACUUACACCUGCGAGGCGUCGAACAAGCACGGCCACGCGAGGGCACUCUACGUGCUGGUGGUCUAUGACCCCGGUGCGGUGGUAGAAGCCCAGACGUCAGUUCCCUACGCCAUUGUAGGCGGCAUCCUGGCACUACUGGUGUUUCUGAUCAUAUGUGUGCUAGUGGGCAUGGUGUGGUGCUCCGUGCGACAGAAGGGUUCCUAUCUGACCCAUGAGGCCAGCGGCCUGGAUGAGCAGGGAGAAGCAAGAGAAGCCUUCCUCAAUGGCAGCGAUGGGCACAAAAGGAAAGAAGAAUUCUUCAUCUGACCCCACCCCCACCCCAGGCCUGGGCCUGGGCCAGGUCCCCCCCACUGCCAGCUGCAAGGAACCAGCAAAGACAUUACCAGAGUCUGGGAUGGUGGGCUUCCCCCUCACCACUAACACCUCAGACGCUUGGGCAGGGAUGGGGGAUUGGAUGCCUGGAUCUGUGCCAGGGCCAGAAGUGAGGGAGGGCCCAGAGGUCCGGGCCCCCCGGGGGGUAGGGGCCAAAGGCCCACCCCCAAGUCCAGGGAGGCAGUAGGGAUUGGGUUGUGGGAAGAGAACUGGGGGAAAGCCAAGGCCCCUCGGCAACAGAACCAGGUCUUGUGGGGAGGGGUCAGAUUCUGGGA
This is a messenger RNA of Perognathus longimembris pacificus (Pacific pocket mouse), 1509 nucleotides long. It is a transcript of the gene Cadm4, whose product is annotated as cell adhesion molecule 4. NCBI's taxonomy places the organism in Eukaryota, Metazoa, Chordata, Mammalia, Rodentia, Heteromyidae. Gene Ontology annotation, cellular component: cell-cell contact zone. Gene Ontology annotation, biological process: negative regulation of peptidyl-tyrosine phosphorylation; regulation of wound healing; regulation of Rac protein signal transduction. The record is from RefSeq and is a predicted model, not a curated record. The coding region runs from base 2 to 1168 and encodes 388 amino acids. Gene Ontology annotation, molecular function: vascular endothelial growth factor receptor 2 binding. The transcript has 9 exons.